Molecule: messenger RNA, 1637 nt
Organism: Lactuca virosa
Lineage: Eukaryota; Viridiplantae; Streptophyta; Magnoliopsida; Asterales; Asteraceae
Source: the annotation of a GenBank genome assembly
AUGGGGGAUUUGGUUCUGAGUGUCGAAGAAGGUGAUUUGAUUCCAAGGCCUGAAACCGAGUUGAUAAUCGAUCUGAUGGAAGAUGUGAUCAAGCAGAGUCAAGAAUUGAAUGAAGGUUUGUGGGUGGAUUUAGGUACUGGUUCUGGUGCAAUAGUUAUUGGAAUCAGGAGGAUUUCAUGGAUUAGGAUUGAGAGAGAAGGUGGGUUUAUGCGUAUAUUUUCAAUUUCUUUGAUUAUACAUCUGUGUGUAUUAAGUUCAGCUCCAAUUUGGAUUUCAAUUAGAAGUAAAAACAAAGAUUUCAUGCUUCGCCAUAAUGAAGAUGAUGAUCAGAUGAAGAUGAACAUGAAUCCAAAUUUGAAGCUUUUUUUUUGCUCUGUAUUCGUCAAAGAUUUUGAAAAAAGCGGAGCAUCAACCAUGGGAUCAAGUGAUUGGUUGAAGAAUAUAAUCAGCUCAAAUAAAGCCAGGAAACAAAAAAAUAACAAGACAAAGGACAAUUCAUUACCAGAAACAAAUGGUUUUAUUUUGAAAUCUCGAUCUACAGAGGAACAAAAAAAUAUUGCUAAUGGUGUUGCUAAAGGACGCCGUGUGUCUGUUAAUCUGCCUGCUGAGGAUAUAGCAGCAAUACGGAUCCAAACUGCGUUCAGGGGGUUUAAGGCGAGAAAGUAUUACUGCAAUUUGAAACGAUUAGUAAAGUUGCAGAUGCUUAUGGAAGGCGAUUUUGGUAAAAAGCAAACCUCGAAUACUUUAAGAAAUCUUCAAACAUGGAGCAAGAUACAAGCUCAGAUAAGAACUCGCAGACUGGCUAUGGUGGAAGACAGCGGGAUCAAACAGAAGAAGCUUGAGAAUCAAUUGAGGCUUGAUGCUAAGAUGGAGUGGAGUGGGAGCUCUCAUACGAUGGGUGAGGUUCUUGCACGGAUGAAACAAAGAGAAGAAGCAUCCGUAAAGCGUGAGCGAGCAAUGGCAUACGCCUUUUCUCAUCAGUGGAGGGCAAAUUCGAAUUCAAAUUUAGGCAUAAAUGAAUCUGAUGUGGCGGCAUCUAAUUGGGGUUGGAGUUGGAUGGAGAGAUGGAUUGCUGCUCGGCCAUGGGAAACUCGAGCUCUAGUGGGGUCCACUCCAAAGAAAGUCAAUAGCCCACCAAGCAAGAAAUCGCCAUCAAUGAAAAAGUCAAAUUCACCUAAUGGUAAGAAAGCAUCAAGAAAUCGAAGGUUAUCAUACGGGUCAACCGCUAAAGUGGAAGAUGCAAAAAUAAAGCUUGAAAAGCAAACAACAAAGUAACUUAAAUCGGUCGAAUUAUAUACUAGAAUCAGCUAUUAAGUUGUGGUACUGAAUGUCACUUCAUCGGUUGUGGGAGUGAUUUUGUUAUUAUGAUGGAAAAGGUUAGGAAAGAUGGUUGAAAUUUUUACAUUCUUUUGGUUUGGUGUGGGGUGGUGUGAUAGAGGAGUGUUUGUUGCAAUGAAGUGGAAAAAUAAGUACACUCUCUUUAGAAUUUAUGAAUAUUUUGUGAUGUAUUAUUGAGUUAUUUGUAAUUUAUGUUGUAAAUAAGUUUAAGAAUGCCUUUUUGGGCUGAACUUAAGGUGCAUAAGUAUGGAAUCAAAGUAUCAAAGUCAAGAGCCGGCAAAGUUCGGAAUAAACCAGGA